GGCGCCACCUAGAUCAGAAAGAACUCGUUAUAUUCGAUUCGAAUGUGCACUGGAGAGGCCGAGAUCCUCGAGAUCACUUUCAAAAGUGAAAGUCGUCACCGUCUUUAGGAUAAUUCUUUCUCCUUCAAAGAUGGACAUUCGUUAUGGGGCUCCAUUUUAUCUAGUAAUUAUUUUAAUAGGAGUCACCUCUGCCCAUCAGAAUGUUCUGCUUCUAUUAGCGGACGACGGUGGAUUCGAGAUCGGGGCCUACCGGAACAAGAUCGUGCAAACUCCGGCGCUAGAUGCCCUUGCGAAGCAGAGUUUGAUAUUUAACAAUGCCUAUGCUUCCGUUAGCAGUUGUUCCCCGUCUCGAGCAUCGAUCCUCACUGGAAUGCCGGAGCACCAGAACGGAAUGUACGGUCUGCACAACGGAGUGCAUCAUUUCAAUGCCCUCGACAAGGUGAAAAGCAUUUCGACCAUACUGUCUGAGACGGGUGUCCGGACCGGCCUAAUCGGUAAGAAACACGUUGGACCGGCAGAUGUAUUUAAGUUCGAUUACGAGCGAACAGAAGAAGAGUACUCUGUUAAUCAGGUUGGAAGGAAUAUCACUAACAUAAAGCUAUUUGUCAGAGAAUUCCUUGGGGAGAGUAAGAAGAAGGAUCAGCCUUUCUUCCUGAUGGUUUCGUUCCAUGAUCCACAUCGUUGUGGACACAUAACUCCCCAGUACGGGCCUUUCUGCGAACGCUGGGGAUCCGGAGAAGAAGGAAUGGGAUUGAUUCCUGAUUGGCAUCCCAUUUAUUACGUUUGGGACCAGUUGAUCCUACCGUACUACAUUCCGGACACUGAACCAGCUCGCAGGGACGUUGCUGCCCAGUACACAACCAUCUCUCGCCUCGAUCAAGGUAUUGGCCUGGUACUGAAGGAACUCGCCGAUGCUGGCUUCGAAAAGGACACUCUCGUAGUUUACACGUCCGAUAACGGACCACCCUUCCCGGCUGCCCGUACUAAUCUCUACGACCCAGGGAUGGCUGAACCCAUGUUCAUUCGUUCGCCGGAUCCAAAAAGUCGUCGAAACGAGGUCACCUAUUCUUUGUCCAGCCACCUUGAUCUACUUCCCACUUUUUUGGAUUGGUUUAAUCUAUCGUACCCCGUUGAUGUUGCCCAGCCCGAUACAAAUGCCAUCGACGAACAACCCCCACCAAAACCCAUUCUAACUGGCAAGUCGCUUCUUCCCUUGCUCGCCGCUGAGCCACCCACUGACCCGGAUCAGGCCGUGUUUGCUUCGCAAUCGUUCCACGAAGUCACCAUGACCUACCCGAUGCGUGCCAUCCGCACCAAACGCUACAAGCUGAUCCACAACCUGAACCACCAGCUGCCGUUCCCCGUCGAUCAGGAUCUUUUCGUUUCACCUACCUUCCAAGAUCUGCUGGCGCGCAAGGCCAACAACCAGGACAUGCGCUGGUACAAAAACCUACAACUGUAUUAUAAUCGGCCGGAGUGGGAGCUGUUUGACCUCAAGAUGGAUCCCGCCGAAAGGAAUAAUCUGGCCGGGAAACCGGUGGUCAAGGAACUUUUUGAAAAACUCCAACUAAAGUUACGUAAUUGGCAGGAGUUAACAAAUGAUCCGUUCCGCUGUCUACCCGGGGGAGUACUGCUCGACACCGGUGAGUAUCUGAACAAUGCCACUUGUUUUGAUUUGGGCCAAUGAAUCUCAAUUGAUGCCUUUUAUAAUACUCAUUAGUGCAUAGGUAUACAUUUUUGAAUAUUUUUCAACGUUAUAUUAUAUGUUGUUUUGUUUUAAUUAAUAACGAAAAUAAUACUUCAAAAAAUAUUUUUACAUUAUCCGAACUCCAUUAUAACUAAAAAGGUACUGUUUCAAUCGUAGAUUUCAAGCUCUGAAGAACAUUUUAUAUGAAUAUGACAGACUUUUCCAAGAUUGUAUGUUGACUUUCCAAACGAUAUAACGAAUAUGAUAUAAGGUUGAAUACA
Armigeres subalbatus is the source of this 1968-nucleotide messenger RNA. RefSeq names its product N-sulphoglucosamine sulphohydrolase (gene Sgsh). Gene Ontology annotation, molecular function: N-acetylglucosamine-6-sulfatase activity; glycosaminoglycan binding; N-sulfoglucosamine sulfohydrolase activity. Bases 131 to 1687 code for a protein of 518 amino acids. The transcript is spliced from 2 exons. Gene Ontology annotation, biological process: heparan sulfate proteoglycan catabolic process; glycosaminoglycan catabolic process. Lineage: Eukaryota; Metazoa; Arthropoda; Insecta; Diptera; Culicidae. The record is from RefSeq and is a predicted model, not a curated record.